Messenger RNA from Lingula anatina, 1703 nucleotides. RefSeq lists its product as uncharacterized. The record is from RefSeq and is a predicted model, not a curated record. NCBI's taxonomy places the organism in Eukaryota, Metazoa, Brachiopoda, Lingulata, Lingulida, Lingulidae.
UACUGUUGUGUUAACGGUGACCCUGUAGAAGAGCUUUAUGCACGAGCUCGAGGAUGACGUCACAACACGGUGUCAGCAGCACUGUGAUAAUGUAUGACCGCUGUGGAAUGAGUCACUGGAGAAAAACCAGUUUUGAAAUCUUUCCAGGAAAAAGGAUGUUCGUUGCGGUAUAAAGCAAAGAGAAAGUUGCGAAAUUUAACAAUUUGCAGGUGGACAUAAAGAAGAUAAUGGCACCGAUGGUGAUAGCUGUGUUGUGCUUGUGUUUCAUACAGGGAUCUCUGUCACAGACCUCCACGACGCUAGCGCCGCCUAUCUACGCCGGGGACUGCCCGUUCUUCAAAGCCACUAGUGUAUCAGUCCUAGGUCCUUCUCCGCCUUCGAAUUUCAACUUUGUUUCCAAUGAACUCAACUCUUCAAAGCCAUUUAAUGAAGUUCUUUACUAUAACCAGGAGGCAAUCCAUGGCCGGGUUGUGGAUUAUUACGUCACGAAUGUCUCCGCCAGCGUCAAGGGGAGCUGUCUCUCGUGCCUGGACAACACGUGUGACAAGUGUGACGUAGACAUCCAGUUGGGGUCGGGCGGUGGCGCUAUAACAAUCCCAGGGCCGUUAACGAGGGUGAUUCUCCCCUUGUACGUGUACGUGGUGGAGCUCUACUGCGUUUUAAAGCACUCCAAGUCAGAUUUGAAAUCGGACGCAUUGCCGCGAGGCAACAUCAGCCUGGGCUCCACGUGCGACUUCACCCACGUCAGACCGGGCCAGGAUUACAUCUUCGUCGGUUCACUGGAAACCGGCUCCAACUUCAGACUGCGUAUGAAAUAUGCGUACCAAGCCACGCCAGCCCGCGUGCAGACCCUGCGGGAGCUGUGCGGGUUCCGUACCCCCGUUCUCUCCCCCAUCCUCUCCAACUCCAGCAUGUGCGCCACCGAGGGAGCCUCCAGCACAGAGGGGGCGUGUGUCAAGGUUAGCGCAGCGGCUUCGCCACAGAUCUCGGCUCUUGCUUACCUGUUUGUCAUGGCGUUCUUUGCGGUGAACGGAAAGUAUUAGAGCCAGUGGACGGAAAAUAUUAAAACAGGACUGCGAAAUGACCCGUCCUCCCCACACAGAGGUUGUUUUAAUAUAUUUCUGAUAAUACUCCUGGGUAACAUGUUGGACAUUGCCAACGGACUAUAUGCCCUUGUCUUACGAGGACGUUAAAAUCCCUGCUUUGGCAGAUUUAAAGUGAAAUCAGUGUAACGAUACACACGAGUGACUUGUCUAUCUGCAAGAUCUGUCAAUUAUGUAUCUCUGUCACUUGCGGAUUUUGUUUCUUUGAUUUUUGACGUACGACCGGUGUAUUAAUUGAAACACUGCGCUAAAAAACUUGUAACGCACAAACACAAAUAUUUAGAGUUGUGUCGCAUUGUGUGUGCAAAAUUUAGUAAGUUCAAUUAUCCCGACCUUGUUUGCCUAUUUAGGUGAAGGUAGAACUUUGUAAAAUAUUUUUUUUACGUAAUGCUGUCCUGUGGAUCGUUUUUAUGGCUGAGAUAUACCUAAAAGCAACAUUGAGAUCCGUCUAUUUUAUGAUUUUUAUGAUUCCAAAAUCAUUUAGACUUCCAUAUUUUUGAUUUGAAGAAUUAUUUUGAGAUAUUUUUAACCGAUUUUGAUUUGUUACUGUGUAUUAAACGUUUAUUACUUUUCUGCUUGAAUAAAAACAUUACAAACAUC